AUGUCAUCUUCAUGCUGCGGUGGUAAAGGUGGAGCGGGAUGUUGCAAAGAUCAACCAUCCGCUCAGAAUCAAAACGGCGCGGCCGUACCAUUGUUACGAGGAAACAAGAAAACUUCUCAGCAACCCAAUUCAUACGCUGCUGUAGCUGCCGGCAACACCUCGGACAAUAACAACAACAAGUCCUAUGGGGCUGUAUGGACAUUGGAUAACGCUGUACCUCAAAGCAACAGGACGCAGCAACUGCAAGAUGUGUUAGGGGAUCAUGAACCGUUGGGAAGUAAAUGUUCGGCCCAUGCCUCGGGUGGACAAUGUUGUAAAGAGUUGAAAGGUGAUGAUGAGAGGCAUUUGAUUAGUCCUGAAAUCGUUAGAGAUGUCAUUAUCGGUCUCUCAGACGGUUUGACAGUACCUUUCGCCUUGACCGCUGGUCUAUCAUCCCUGGGAAGUUCAAGUUUGGUAGUUACUGGUGGAUUGGCCGAAUUGUGUGCUGGUGCUAUCUCGAUGGGUCUAGGUGGAUAUCUCGCCUCCCAAGCUGAACUCGAUCAUUUCCACUACCUCCGUCGUCAAACUCAAGCUCGAGUCCUCCGAUCAUGUUCAGGCGAGAUGGAACGUGAAGUCCACUCGAUCCUCGGCCCAUUAGGUGUGAAAGAACCUUUAUCGCGAUUGAUAGCUGAAGAUCUGAGGAUUGUCGAAGAUGAUUUGUAUGGUCCUCAAGAUGGUACGACAGGUAAUCAAGGUAUCAUGCCUGCUUCUCAGGUCGAACCUAUCUCUCCACUUUCAACGAAGAAAUGGAGUAGCAUAUUCAACUGGGGUAAGAAGGAUGUACAAGAAGAAGAAGGUGGUGAGAGUAAGGUUGAUGAGGAUAUGGGGUUGACGGCUUUCUUAUUGAAGUUCGGUGAAGGUUUAGAGGAAGUACCGAAAUCUCGAUUAUACAUCUCAGCACUUACCAUUGGAUUAUCCUAUUUCAUCGGAGGUCUGAUACCCCUCAUACCAUAUAUGAUUACCGACACAGCCGAAAAGGGAUUGAUUAUUUCCGCUAUUGUGACCGGUGUGAUCUUAUUCAUCUUUGGUGGAUUCAAGACAUACUUUACCGGUGCGACAGGUGGAUGGGGUGGAUAUGCUUACGGAGCUAUAUCGACGAUGAUUGUUGGUGGAGUAGCGGCAGGUGCGGCAUUCGGUUUGGUCAAAAUCUUAGGUGUACAAGAGUAA
Molecule: messenger RNA, 1206 nt
Organism: Kwoniella botswanensis
Lineage: Eukaryota; Fungi; Basidiomycota; Tremellomycetes; Tremellales; Cryptococcaceae
Exons: 6
Coding region: 1-1206 (401 amino acids)
Biological process (GO): intracellular manganese ion homeostasis
Cellular component (GO): fungal-type vacuole membrane
Molecular function (GO): iron ion transmembrane transporter activity; manganese ion transmembrane transporter activity
Source: RefSeq, a predicted model, not a curated record